Triticum dicoccoides is the source of this 2200-nucleotide messenger RNA. RefSeq names its product alpha-mannosidase I MNS5-like. Gene Ontology annotation, molecular function: calcium ion binding; mannosyl-oligosaccharide 1,2-alpha-mannosidase activity. Gene Ontology annotation, biological process: carbohydrate metabolic process; endoplasmic reticulum mannose trimming; mannose trimming involved in glycoprotein ERAD pathway. Gene Ontology annotation, cellular component: membrane. Lineage: Eukaryota; Viridiplantae; Streptophyta; Magnoliopsida; Poales; Poaceae. The transcript has 15 exons. Bases 80 to 1825 code for a protein of 581 amino acids. The record is from RefSeq and is a predicted model, not a curated record.
CUCGGUCGUGCCGUGCGGGGUCCUGAUCCCCAUCGGACACCGUCGUCAUCGGCCGGCUCCCAGUCCCACCUCCGUCUCCAUGCGAUCUCCUCGGCCGGCGCGGCUCGCUGCCGUCGCGCUUCUCCUCGCGGCGCUCGCCGCGGCCGUGGGCGCCCCCGCCGCGGCCGCGGCCAGCAGAGACGGGUACGGGCGCACGAGGAGGCUGCGCAUGAGGGGCAAGGUCGUCGAGAUGUUUUAUCAUGCUUAUGACAACUACAUGGCGUAUGCAUUUCCUCAUGAUGAAUUGAAGCCUCUUACUAAAGGCUUCACUGACUCCCUCAGUGAGCUUGGCAACUUAAAUCUUGAGCACUUGCCACAGGAUUAUAAUGGAUCAGCAUUGACACUAGUUGAGUCAUUAUCAAGUCUUGUUGUCUUAGGUAACCUAACAGAAUUUGACAGAGGAGUUAGUUGGCUUUCAGAGAACCUAACUUUUGACGUUGAUGCUCGAGUUAAUCUUUUUGAGUGUAACAUAAGACUUCUUGGGGGGCUUAUUUCUGCUCAUAUUCUUGCAAAGGACUAUAGCAGUCAGAAUAAAGAUGGAGUAUAUCAGAACCAACUGCUACAUCUUGCUGAAAAUUUAGGCAGCCGGUUUCUGCCAGCAUUCGAGACCCCUACUGGAUUGCCGUAUGCAUGGAUCAAUCUUAAGUAUGGAGUGAUGGAGAAUGAGACAACUGAAACGAGCACAUCAGGAUGUGGCUCCCUUAUCCUGGAAAUGGGUGCAUUGUCACGUUUGACCGGUGAUCCUAGAUAUGAAGCUGCAGCUCUUCGUGCUCUUCGCAAGUUAUGGAGCAUGAGAAGCUCACUGAAUCUUGUAGGCUCAACACUAGAUGUUUUGUCUGGCAACUGGAUUGAAUAUUCGUCAGGCAUUGGUGCUGGAGUUGAUUCAUUUUACGAGUAUUUGAUUAAGGCAUAUGUCCUUUUUGGAAGUGAUGAGUACUGGGAUAUGUUUCACUCUGCUUACCUAGCAGUGCAGAAGUAUUUCCGACAUGGGCCAUGGUACCAUGAGGCCGAUAUCAGGACUGGAGAAGCAACACACUGGCAACUAACUAGCCUCCAGGCCUUCUGGCCUGGUGUUCAGACACUACUAGGAGAUGUUGCUGCUGCAAAUCUGUCACAUCGUGAAUUUUACAAUGUAUGGCAAAGGUUUGGCGUCCUUCCUGAAAGAUAUCUGUUAGACUACGGAAUUUUGCAUCCUACAGAGAAGUACUAUCCUUUACGUCCAGAGUUUGCUGAGUCUACAUUUUAUCUUUAUCAAGCAACUAAAGAUCCUUGGUACCUAGAAGUGGGUGAAGCUAUAAUUGGAUCACUUAAUUACUACACCAAAGUGGAAGGAGGUUUUGCUAGUAUCAGAGAUGUUUCAACAAUGAACCUUGAAGAUCAUCAACACAGCUUCUUUCUUUCAGAAACGUGCAAAUAUCUUUUUCUCCUUUACGACGAUUCAUUCUUGAGGAACAAAAAUUACAUAUUUACAACAGAGGGCCACCCCCUUCCAGUAAUGAGCACGUGGCACGAGAAAAUUCCUCGACUGGAUGUUCCCACCAAUUGGACAGUUGUUAAGGACGGCAACCAACCGAUUCGUGCGAGCGCAUUGUCAUCCAAAGUCUGUCCAGAGACAAUUUUCCGGCAGAACGUUGGCUCCCCGUGGGAGAGUGCGUGCCACAUACCAGAUGUGUUCCCUAGCCACAGAUGCAGAGCCGACGAUGACUGUGGGAUAGAGUCAGUAACAUGCAAGAGGAGAACAUGCAGUAUGGCUGGAUACUGCGGCUUGUGGCUGGCGGUUUACUAGCCAAUGUUGUUGGAGAGGAUUAUACUUUCGCCAUUCGUUCACAGAAUGAUCAAAAUAAGGUAAACACCACCUUGAAAAUAGAAUGUUACCCACCCGCUUCAGCCUGACUUUGUACAUUAGAAUAGCAUCGAUAGCAGAUUCGUGACGUCUGAAUCAGCCAAAUUAACCUGUAUGUCAAAUGCUGGUUUGAAGUUUCAUGCUGAUGUGAUGUAUCUGCGGUCCGAUAUAUGGGUGUAUUUUAUUGUGCGAUAUAUGUAAUUACUGUCUGAUCUGAUUAUUUUAGCACAUGUGGGCAUGCAAAAAAAGAACAUACUAGAGACAUUGUACAUUCUGGUUAAUUUGUUCGGACAUAAUAAUUAAGUUCAGUCUUUUGUU